Knipowitschia caucasica is the source of this 297-nucleotide messenger RNA. The record is from the annotation of a GenBank genome assembly. Lineage: Eukaryota; Metazoa; Chordata; Actinopteri; Gobiiformes; Gobiidae.
AUGAGAGAACCAGCUGCAGAGUGGGUGGGGGUGGGGGGGGGGGGGGGGGGGGGGGGGGGGGGGUGGGGGUGGGGGGGGGGGGGGGGGGGGGGGGGGGGGGGGGGGGGGGGGGGGGGGGGGGGGGGGGGUGGGGGGGGGGGGGGGGGGGGGGGGGGGGGGGGGGGGGGGGGGGGGGGGGGGGGGGGGGGGGGGGGGGGGGGGGGGGGGGGGGGGGGGGGGGGGGUCCUCGGGACGCUCGGCAGCAACCAGAUCAGAGAGAGCCGCAAAGUGGUCGAACGGAGACAUUCAGCGGUCUAA